This is a messenger RNA of Zasmidium cellare ATCC 36951, 1086 nucleotides long. RefSeq lists its product as uncharacterized. The transcript is spliced from 4 exons. The coding region runs from base 1 to 1086 and encodes 361 amino acids. The record is from RefSeq and is a predicted model, not a curated record. Lineage: Eukaryota; Fungi; Ascomycota; Dothideomycetes; Mycosphaerellales; Mycosphaerellaceae.
AUGGCCACCGAAGACGCGAACGACCCUGUCAUCAAGUCUAUCAAUGAGACCAAAGCCAGUUAUGUUCGCCUAGGAACGAGUGGACUUCGGGUCUCUGUGCCCAUUCUGGGUGCCAUGAGCUUUGGUCACAAAGAUUGGCAGCCAUGGGUUUUGGAAGAGAAGGAAGCCCUCCCACUGUUGAAAGCAGCGUACGAUCGAGGUUUGAACACAUGGGAUACAGCCAACGUGUACUCCAAUGGCGUGUCUGAGGAGAUCAUUGGCAAGGCUCUCAAGGAACACAGCAUCCCUCGAGAGAAGGUCGUGAUCCUUACCAAAGCUUACGGGUAUGUGGGAGAGGAACCAGGCACGAGGGGUAUCAUGUACGGCCAAAAGAUUGCCGACAGCAAAGAAUACGUCAACCGAGGCGGUCUCUCCAGAAGAGCGAUCCACGACAACGUCAACCAGAGUCUCAAGCGUUUGGGAGUGGACUACAUCGACCUGCUCCAGAUCCAUCGAUUUGACCCUUACACCCCCAUUGAAGAGACAAUGGAAGCUCUCCACGAUGUUGUCAAGAGUGGCAAGGUCCUCUACAUCGGCGCCUCAAGCAUGUGGACCUACCAAUUCGCCCAAAUGCAGUUCGUCGCCGAGAAGAACAACUGGACCAAGUUCGUAUCCAUGCAAAACCACUACAACCUGCUCUACCGCGAGGAAGAGCGCGAGAUGAACAGAUUCUGUCACGAGACCGGCGUUGGUCUGAUUCCCUGGGCACCGUUGUGCAGAGGCCAUCUUGCACGACCUCCAUCGGAUUAUGGCAGUACGGUGCGUUCGGCGGGCGAGCAGAAGAGGGCGAUGUUUACGACUGGGACGUCAGAGAGUGAUCAGGUUAUCAUUAAAAGGGUGCAGGAGUUGGCGGAGAAGAAGGGGUGGAAGAUGAGCCAUGUGGCAUUAGCGUGGAUCAACAAGAGGAUAUCGAGUCCGAUCAUUGGGUUCAGUAGUGUCGAGAGGAUGGAUGAAGCACUUGGCGCCAGAGGAAAGGAAUUGACUGAAGAGGAAGAGAAGUAUCUUGAAGAGCCCUAUGUCACCAGAGCGAUCCAGGGCCACAGUUAG